Anguilla anguilla (European eel) is the source of this 3651-nucleotide messenger RNA. RefSeq names its product protein FAM181B. The record is from RefSeq and is a predicted model, not a curated record. Bases 359 to 1345 code for a protein of 328 amino acids. The transcript has a single exon. NCBI's taxonomy places the organism in Eukaryota, Metazoa, Chordata, Actinopteri, Anguilliformes, Anguillidae.
AACGGGUAUUGUCCCCCCACACAGCAGGAUACUUCAGACAAAUCCUUCAUAGUUGCAGGUGGUCAAGCGUAAGCAAAGAGUUAAGUCUCGAGGUCUCUGGGCCCCUCCUCUUUGAUGUUCUGACAUCAUUGGCCCCGCCCCCCUCAGAGAUCUCUCCCCUUCCCCCAAACACUGUCACUCAGUUCAGUUUCGGAGAGUGCUGCGGGAACAGUGUUGGGACCGACCAAGGGUUUGCUACGCCACCCUGGAAUAGGACAAAAACAAGACCAAAAAAAAAAACAUGCUUUCUUGAGGCCCUUUCUCUCCCGUGUGGAUUGCGUUGUAGGUAAGAGAGCCGUGAAUAGCGACCGAAUUAGACAUGGCUGUGCAGGCUGCCUUCAUGAGCUCCCAGUUCAUGAACCUCUGUUUCCCCGGCUCCGUCAUGGACUACGGAGCGGAGAAAAGUUUCGAGGGGCGCCUCCUGGGGGAGGAGGAGCGGGAGGGGGACUUCCGGGAGACCACCCGGGACCUCCUGAGCUUCAUCGACUCAGCGUCCAGCAACAUCAAGCUGGCCUUGGACAAGCCCGUCAAGUCCAAGCGGAAGGUCAACCACCGAAAGUACCUGCAGAAGCAGAUCAAGCGGUGCACAGGGAUCAUCGCGCCCGGCAACGGCGCCCAGGACACCGCCAAAAGGCAGGGGUCCCCAAACUCGCAGCAGCCCGCCUUCCCGGGGAAGACCGCUCCCAAGCGGGACGGGGUCCAGGCCAACCUGCAGAGCAAGAGCCUGGCGGCCCUCUUCGACCCGGCCAAGGACGGCCGGGCUGAGAAGGCCAAGAAGCUGCCGCUGCGCCAUCGCAACCUGCCGCCGUCCUUCUUCACCGAACCCGCCAACUGCGCCAAAGUCACCUCCACUUCCGGCAUGACCCUCAAGGACCUGGAGCGGGGCAACCCAGAGGCGGCGGAGUUCUUCGAGCUCCUGGGGCCCGACUACAGCAACAUGAUCGGCGACCAGGACGUUUUCGCGCACGGGGUGCCCCUGAGGGUCCAGCAGGAGCCGGCGGGCGGCGGGGCGGACCCCGGGGGCACCUACGACCCCCACCAUCUGGUCGGGGGGUUCCUGUACACUGAGCCCUGGGGCCCCUGCGCCGGUCCGGCCAAAAAAUCGGGGGUCUGCGGCCCGGGCGAGAACGCGCGGACUGUUCCGCCUGGGUCGACCGCUCUGUACUGCCACUCGGACUCCUCCGCCCCCUCGCCGCUCGAGGAGAGCGCCCUGGCCUUCCCAAACUUUUUCACGGAUUGCUCGCUUCCGCAGGUCGCGUACGAUUUCGCGGCCGGAUACAACAGGGCCGCUUUCCCGUCCCUCUGAGAGAUUCCAGUUUCCAUGUGGACUACAGCACUGUGUACUCUCAACACCGAGUACUGUAGUUGUUGUUUGUUUGAGUUUGUUUGUAUUUGGUUCAUAAUUCUGCGAGAGAUUUUGCCUGCCAUGUUUCACAUUGCACAUACGUUGUUCUCUGAUAAUUAUCGUAAAUUGAUUUUUGUUAGAAUCUUUUAUUUCACUUUAGCAAUAUCAAAUAUUAGUAUAAUGUGCUUAACACUUGAAGUUUGAAGCAAAAAAAAUUAUCUGAAAAGAGUCACAAAACAUAUCAGGUUUCUUUGAUGUCUGCGAUCAUGAGUGAGGGAUUUUGGGUAGAAAAUGUCUGAAAGGCGUUUUCAAAGAUAUUUCUGCAACUUGAUUUUAGUGAUUGAUUUGACUUUAGUGUUGGGAAGGCAAAAUGAUUUAAAGUCAGGGGGGUAUUUUUUUUUUCCUCAGGGGUUUUCAAUGGUGAUGGUGACAACAAAGUACAUUUCCUAUUUCCCUGCGACUGUGCCUUCUGUACACAGGGCUAACACAUCAUCUGGGUGUCAACACACUGGACUGGUGGUUAACCCUUUAAGGUGUAAGAUCACAAAUAUGUGAUUAGAAUGUUCUUAACUGAACAUUCUAGUGCUGGUGUAACAAUCACUACUGGUAUUUGAAAGCAAUUGAGUUCUGAAACACUGUCUGAAGAAAAAUUCCAAAAAGCUGUUCAAAGGGUUACAUUUUUGAUCUAUUUAUUUUUGGAUUAUCUUUGUACACCCACAUGCAAAUACCAUGGCUGUAGCAAAACAUUUCUUUGCGUUAUUAUUGUAGAAAUAAUUCUGGUCAAUUUGACCUGGAAGGAUUCUCAAAGGAUAUUCAGAGAUUUCAUUGUUUUAGUUUGAGUCAGCAUUAAACUUGUUAUAUUAUUAUUAAAUGCACAAGUCUUGCUGAGAAAAUAAGUGCGUAUUGCUUGACUUUGUUUUUAACAUAUUUGCAACAUUUACAAUUAUUAAUGCGAAUGACAUUACUGGAGAUUACAAAAAUACAACUUUGAAAAAUGGAAGAACGUAAAUAUGCUAAUGGGAAAUAUUUUUCAAAUGGACAAUAUGCAUAUUUAGAAAACAGAUAUUAUUUAUCUAGAUGAAAUAUUUCAUUUAAAUUGUAAAAAGCAGAGUUGACAGUAUCGACCAUGAUUAACUUUAAAACUUCUCUAUGUGAAAUACAUCAUCAAUAUUAUUUGUUUUAUGUGUGGUGAUAGAACUUAAAAUUUGUGGCUCAAGAUCCACAUAGGCCAAUUAAUGAAUUGAAAGCUAUGUCAAAUUCUGGCUGCUCAUUUGUUUAGAAACAACACUUGACAGGGAUUGAUUUAUUUUCUUAGAAAUGGCAAUCUAACAUUUUAGAAAAUUGAUACAAAAUGUGGUAAUGAUUUAAUUUUAUUAUUGUUAUUUUUUACUUCAGAUAAUCCUUUGAGUAUGUCCAUGUAUGGUGUGUCGCACAAAUUCCAAAUUCCAAUAUUCAUCAGAAUAACAAAGACAGAUUUCAACUUUUUUACUUAAAAAAGUAAAUAAGUCAAAUUGCAUUAUCACUUUUCCCCCUCAAUAAAAUAAAAUAAAAUAAAAUAAAAUAAAUUUAGAUAAAAAUGUUUACAAUACAUUUGUGUUUAUUAAAUGUCUAGCCAUGGUAAUAAUUCAUGAUAUAUUAUUCCAAGAGCAACUCCUAAGCCCUGUGCAUAUCAAGCAUCAGCAUGUUAAAUAAAAAAUCAGUAUUUCUUUGCUCAUAGUGUUUUAUACCUGCAUGAUGAUCACACUCUUUCAGUACAGAAAGUAUAUGAAUGGACUGAAUAUCCAAUCCCACCAAUUCAGUGAUAAUGGAAACCAGGUUAAUAUUUCUCCCGAAAUUUGUUUAUGGAAAAUUUACCAUCGAGUUACUUUCAUUUUCAGAGUAACAAAGUAAUGCCAGUUAGGGUCAGGAAAACCAUUUUAGGUUUCUGUUCAGCACUUACAAUACCCUCUAACAUUUAAAACAAGGUGAAUUAACAGUCAAAAUUUAAAUAGUCUAUAUCUACAGUAGUAAAUUUUAGUUUGGCGGCAAACAAAUCUGACAGCUUACACUGUACAUAAUAUGUAUGUUUUUAACUCAUGAAUUGGUCUAAGCAAUACAAGAAAAUGUAUGUAUGCCCUUACUUAAAAAUAUGUCUAUGUAUAGUGCGCUGUAGUCCAAUUUGUGGAUGGUGUCGCAGUAAAAUGAAUUUUAGGAAAACAUGCUCGAUGGUUCAAAUACAACAUAUACAGUACAAUUUUAAAAACGUGUAAAAUUCUGUAUAAUGACUG